Diatraea saccharalis (sugarcane borer) is the source of this 885-nucleotide messenger RNA. The record is from the annotation of a GenBank genome assembly. Lineage: Eukaryota; Metazoa; Arthropoda; Insecta; Lepidoptera; Crambidae.
AUGUCUAUCAUAAAUAUACUUUUUUUUUCCAGAUGGCAUGUCAGAACAAAAGAAAAUAUAGCAAGAGUUAGAAAGGAUGAAGCAGAAGCUGCUGAAAAAGAAAGACAAGAGAAAAUACGCAUUGAAACAGCCAAUCGUGAAGCCAGACUUAAUGUUUUGAAACAAAAGAGCAAAGAGAAGUUAAGUGCAUUAGGUGUUGAUAAAGAAAAAUUAAAUAAACAAACUACUGAAGUUCCUGAACACAUUAAUUUAUUUACAGAUAUUGAUCAUUCUGUCAGCACUGUCAAUAAAGAGCAUGAAAAGGAAUUAAAAGAAAAACAAGAAGAAUAUGAGAAAAACAUUGGAUAUUUGACAUACCUUGGACAAAAUACCAAUGAGUCACUUAAAAAGAAAAAUUGGUAUGAAGUAGCUUCCAGUGCCAGAUUCUCAGAAUCAGCUAACAUUAAAGAUUCUUAUGAAAAAUUGGUCCUAAAAGAUGUUGAUGGAAAACCUAGGAAGAAACAUGUAGAUGUCCAUAAUGGUGAAUAUGACUGGAAAGCAAAACAGAGACAUGAUCCAAUUAACAAAUUUAAAAAAUAUUGUAGAGAUAAAAUUAUUGCUAAUGAUAAAAUGAAACUUGAUAAUGAUAAUAGUGACAAGAGUCAAAAUAAAACUAAUAAAAGUAAAGAUAUUUCAUCAGACAAAUAUAAAAACCUUCAAAAGCUACGAGAAGCUCGCCUUAAGAGAGAACAAGCAGAAAAAUAUAAAACAGAAUUAUUUUUAAGUGGAUUCACAAACACUACUUUAACUUGCCAACCUGAAGCAACAAGUAAUAUGGCUAAAAUAAAACCAAAAUACAAUUCACAGUUCAACCCAGAACUUGCCAGACAAAACUACAGAGAUUGA